Molecule: messenger RNA, 778 nt
Organism: Achroia grisella
Lineage: Eukaryota; Metazoa; Arthropoda; Insecta; Lepidoptera; Pyralidae
Product: endocuticle structural glycoprotein SgAbd-5-like
Exons: 3
Coding region: 380-754 (124 amino acids)
Cellular component (GO): chitin-based extracellular matrix
Molecular function (GO): structural constituent of chitin-based larval cuticle
Source: RefSeq, a predicted model, not a curated record
CUUAGUGUUCGACGUUUUCAGAUAAAGCAUUAUAAUUGUAUAAGUAUUGUUAAUAUGUAGUUUUUAACAAAAAUUUAAUAAUUUAAUUAAUUAACUUAUUUUAUAUAUAAAAUCAAGUAUUUGUGUGUUAUAAGAUAAGAGCGUUGAACAAAAAGACAAAAUGUCCUUGAGCAAAGACCAUAUGUAACUAACCACAUGGUCUAUUCAGGUCGUUCGUAUUACACUCAACAAGUUGAUGCACGGACUGCGUAUCAUUAUAAAGAUUUCAAUUGACAUUUAAGAGAUUGCCAAAUUUCAUACUAAAUAUAAGAUAGGCUCUCUCCGUAGUUAGUUCAGAAUACAUUUAACCAUAUUACAGAGAUCAUUACAAAUAAUAAAUAUGAAUAGUACGUUAUUCGCGUUGUGUUUGAUUGCGGCGAUGAGUAGUGUCAACUCACAGUUCAUAGACAAGUUGCUUGGUAGUGCACAAAAUGCAGCUGCAACGAUAUUGAGAUACGAUAAUAACAACGACGGCAGUGGUAACUACCAGUUUAAUUACGAGCAAUCUGAUGGUACCAAGCAUGAGCAAACGGGUAUACUUAAGGAUGCUGGCAGCCUUAAUCCAUUUGUGAUCGCCAAAGGAUUUUAUGAGUGGAUCUCACCAGAAAAUAAGAAAUACCGUGUCCAGUAUGAAGCCGACGAAAACGGGUACCGAUCAGAAUUAGAAGAGGGUCCUGGAGUACCCCCCAAUGUUGGAGCUAGUUUGCUCGGUUGAAAAUUGAAUAUAUAUUAGUAUAAU